UUGGGUCGUCGUAGCGGAAAGGCUUCGCUUCUCGAUGCCGCUACCGUACUUCAAUUCUUACUGUAUGAGUGUGCAGCACUUGGGGACGUCUUUUUCGUGGUAUUGACCGCAAUGUCAUGUUGGAUCACAUUUGCCUACAAAUCUCAGACGUAUCCUUUCUACACCAUACUCAACGGAGCGACAGAAUGGGUUCUGAUGGCAUAUUUGAUCGCCACAGCCUGUCUGAAGUUCAUCGCUCUCAUUCAUAACAUACUCCAUAUGAUCCUACAGGAAACAUUUUUUAUCGACUGGGAAAGACCGCAAAUUAUUGAAGUGGACUGCUUGCUGCACGGCAGUAUUUUGAAAUCACAUUGUCUCCAUUUAGAACACACAGCUAGCUCGGCCAGUAUCUCGAGAUGUAUCCAAAGACCGCAAAAAGGUGCCAGUGGUCGUGUG
Molecule: messenger RNA, 435 nt
Organism: Ostertagia ostertagi
Lineage: Eukaryota; Metazoa; Nematoda; Chromadorea; Rhabditida; Trichostrongylidae
Source: the annotation of a GenBank genome assembly